Linum trigynum is the source of this 3050-nucleotide messenger RNA. Lineage: Eukaryota; Viridiplantae; Streptophyta; Magnoliopsida; Malpighiales; Linaceae. The record is from the annotation of a GenBank genome assembly.
AUUCCUUCCUUUUAUCCUCUCACACAGCUUUUGAAUCCUCAAUAAAACCUUACCCCUGUUCUUCACACAACUUCACUUCCAAUCCAACCUUACUCCAUCUUCUUCUUCUUCCCUUCCAUUGCCUUUCCUUCCACAAAACCACCUGUAACCCCACAAACAAACCUACUCCGACUAAACUAUAAUGAACUGUAUGCUACCACUCUGACAGGUUUCUUCAAAUGUAAAGAAAGUCAAGCUGCCAAUCUGAAAAAAAUGGUGCUGAAGAAACUGAGCAGAAAAGUCAAAACCUUGGUCACUAAGCCAUUCAACAAGAAACGCGGUAGAAGCAACCCUCCCGCUCCUUCCUUCCAUAAACCUCCCUCUCCAACCCACUUCCCUCCAUCGUCCCCUGAACAACAACAACAACAACAACAACAACUCCUCACUCCAAUCAUGCCUCCUCCUCCGCCGCCGCAGCAACGCCGCCGCCCUGCUUUCCCAUUCCAUUUCCCGCAGCAGAACUCCACGGUCCUCCCGGACCCUUCCGCCUUCUUCUCCCCUGCCCUCCUCUCUUCCCCUCUUCCCACCAAUUCCUUCUUCCAGAACUUUACACUGAAAAAUGGCGAUCAACCCGAGUACAUCCACCCUUACCUCGUCAAGUCCUCCGGCUCUGCUCUUUCCUUCUCUUACCCAUCCAUCUUCCACAACUCUGCUUUCACUUACCAGGUUUUCAACGCCGAUCUCACCCUCUCCGCCGCCGGGGCUUCCCCCUCCGACCGCCACGUCAUCAGUUCCUUCAACGACCUCAGCGUGACCCUCGAUUUCCCCUCUUCCAACCUCCGAUUCUUCCUCGUCAGAGGAAGCCCCUUCCUCACCUGCUCCGUCUCUAGAAACACGCCCAUUUCGAUCUCCACCAUUCACGCCAUUCUCUCCUGUUCUCCUUCCUCCAAUUCGCUCAACAAGUACACCGUGAAGCUCAACAACAAUCAGACAUGGCUCAUUUACUCGUCAGUUCCGAUCGAAUUGACCUACACCCCUUCUUCCAUCACCUCCGCCGCCGGGUUCUCCGGCAUCCUGAGGAUCGCGAUCCUGCCGGACGAAUCCGACCCGGAAGCCGAAUCGGUUCUCGAUCGGUUCAGCUCCUGCUACCCUGUUUCGGGGGAAGCGAUUCUCUCCAAACCCUUCUCUGUCGAGUACAAAUGGGAGAAGAAAGGGUGGGGGGAUCUGCUGAUGCUUGCCCAUCCCCUGCAUCUCAAGCUCUUAUCCGGCGAGGACAGCCACGUCACCGUUUUGACGGGGUUGAAGUACAGAAGCAUGGACGGCGAGCUCGUAGCCGUCGCCGGCGAUUCGUGGGUCCUGAAAUCGGAUCCUGUUUCGGUGACGUGGCAUUCGAUUAAGGGAAUCAAAGACGAUGGCUACAAUGAAAUCGUGGAUGCGCUUCGCAAGGAUGUGGAUGGAUUGAAUGCAUCGGCGAUAGCCACGACGUCUUCUUACUUCUACGGCAAGCUGGUCGCCAGGGGAGCUAGAUUGGCAUUGAUUGCAGAGGAAGUCGGUUUCCCUGAUGUGAUUCCGGCUGUAAGGAAGUUCUUGAAGGAGACGAUUGAGCCAUGGCUGGAAGGGACAUUCAAUGGAAAUGGGUUUCUGUACGAUGGGAAAUGGGGUGGCAUUGUUACCAAGCAAGGGUUAACAGAUUCGGGAGCUGAUUUCGGGUUUGGUAUAUACAAUGAUCACCAUUUCCAUCUGGGUUAUUUCCUUUACGGCAUUGCUGUUCUUGCCAAGAUUGACCCUGCCUGGGGGAGGAAGUACAGGCCACAAGCUUACUCUCUAAUGGCCGAUUUCAUGAACUUGGGGAAGCGAUCGGACUCGAGUUACACUCGGUUAAGGUGUUUCGAUCUGUACAAGCUUCAUUCUUGGGCAGGAGGACUGACCGAAUUCGCGGAUGGACGGAAUCAGGAGAGCACAAGUGAGGCUGUGAAUGCAUACUAUUCAGCUGCUCUGAUGGGAUUAGCUUAUGGAGACACCCAUCUCGUCGCCAUUGGAUCAUCGCUUGCUGCAAUGGAGAUUCAGGCAGCACAAACUUGGUGGCAUGUGAAGGAAGGCGACAGCAUCUAUGCUGCUGAUUUCACUGCCGAGAACAGAGUGGUGGGAGUGCUCUGGGCCAGCAAGAGGGACAGCGGACUGUGGUUUGCGCCGCCCGAAUGGAAAGAGUGCAGGCUUGGGAUUCAGGUGCUGCCAUUGCUGCCGAUCACUGAAGUGGUGUUCUCCGAUUUGAAGUUUACGAGGGAGCUAGUGGACUGGACGUUGCCGGCGUUGGGGAGGGAAGGAGUUGGAGAAGGUUGGAAAGGGUUUGUGUAUGCGUUGGAAGCGAUUUAUGAUAAAGGGAGUGCUUUGGAGAAGACCAAGAGGUUGAAUGGCCAUGAUGAUGGGAACUCGCUUACUAAUAUGCUGUGGUGGAUACAUAGCAGAGAUGAUGCAGAAGGAGAAGAGGGAAGAGGGUGUGAAGGUGGUGGAGGGAAGUUCUGCUGGUUUGGUCACUACUGUCACUAAAAAGAUCAUUCCUUUAUGUUACAAGACCAGAGUUAGGUUGUCAAAGUAAUUAUGGUGUUGUUCCUGUGUGUGUUUCUGUACAUUCUGUAUUGGUUUGUUCUUUCUUGAUUGUGUUUUUCCUACGAGGCAUUUGCAUUUGGAAUCUGAUGAUACAGGCAACAAUGGCGUCUGAAUUCUGAUGCAGCUCUGAUACAUGGAAAAGGAAUAGUAGUAGUAGCAGUACAGAAUUUGUGAAAUGAUGGCGAGAACCGUAAAAUCAUUAGGAGUUUGGAUAUGGACGUUGUUACAUCUGAUGCUGUAACCUACUGGAGAUUGUGAUUGAGAAAGGCUCGGAAGAUUGUGGAAGAGUUGUUGAUCUGUUCGUGGCGUGGACUGCAAGGGAUAUGAUGGAGACAGGUGUUGGGAACGACGAUAAGAUUGUGUUUAAGAUUGAAAUGAGAUUUGGGUGGAAAAGAACAGAACUAAUAGAUACAAGUAAUAAAGAAGACGCAACACAACUACGGCAAUCAAGUAGUAAGUUGAAU